AGAAACCCCACAGGAAUGAGGCAGGUGAAAGAUCCUCAAUAUCUCGAGUGGAAAGAUGAAUUAGGAAAGCAAUGGAAACCGAAGGUGAAUUACAGUGAUGCAGUCUUGCUAGGUUACUUCUUGGAGUUAGGAGAUUUUGACUCUGAAAGGAUGGUUUACUGCAGUGAUGUGGCAUGUGAUGGAUGUGGACACACCGUCCUGGGCCCUGAAAGUGGAACUCUUGCUUCGAUAAACUACCCACAGACCUCUCCUAAUAGCACAGUUUGUGAAUGGGAAAUUCGUGUAAAGCCUGGGCAGCGAGUUCAGCUCAAAUUUGGUGAUUUUGAUAUUGAUGACUCAGAUUCUUGUCAUUCCAGUUACUUAAGAGUUCACAAUGGGAUUGGCCCCACCAGGACAGAGAUAGGAAAAUAUUGUGGGUUCGGCUUUCAAAUGGAUGGUUUAAUUACUUCAAAAAGUAAUGAAGUCACAGUACAGUUCAUGAGUGGAACACACACUUCUGGACGUGGAUUUCUUGCGACUUAUUCAACCACUGACAAAUCAGACCUAAUUACCUGUUUAGACAAUGCAAGUCACUUUUCCGAACCAGAAUUCAACAAGUAUUGUCCAGCUGGAUGUGUGAUUCCUUUUGCUGAUAUUUCAGGCACUAUUCCUCAUGGAUACAGAGAUUCAUCAUCACUUUGUAUGGCUGGUGUUCAUGCAGGCGUUGUGUCAAAUACUCUGGGCGGCCAGAUUAACGUUGUAAUCAGCAAGGGCAUUCCGUACUAUGAAGGCUCCCUGGCUAACAAUGUCACCUCAAAAGUGGGCCCAUUAUCUACAAGUCUCUUCACAUUUAAGACAAGUGGUUGCUAUGGGACGCUGGGGAUGGAAUCUGGGGUAAUCCCUGAUUCCCACAUCACGGCAUCAUCUAUUCUUGAGUGGUCUGACCAAACAGGACAAGUGAACAUUUGGAAACCUGAAAAUGCCAGACUAAAAAGGGUUGGUCCUCCUUGGGCUGCAUUUGUCAGUGAUGAGUAUCAGUGGUUGCAGAUUGACUUGAAUAAAGAAAAGAGAAUAACAGGUAUUGUAACUACUGGAUCAACCUUAGCGGAGUACUACUAUUACGUCUCAGCCUACAGAAUUUUAUACAGUGAUGAUGCACAGAAAUGGACAGCAUACAGAGAAGCUGGCAUGGAUAAAGAUAAGAUAUUUCAAGGGAACACUGAAUUGUACCAGGAAGUUCGCAAUAAUUUCAUUCCACCUAUUAUUGCACGCUUUUUUAGGAUUAACCCCUUAAAAUGGCACCAGAAAAUUGCAAUGAAAGUAGAAUUGCUAGGAUGUCAGUUUAGUAUAGGCCGUGCUCCUAAAAUCACCGUGCCACCACCACCUCAGAACAAGAACGAUGACAAGAAUGUUGACUUCAGUGAUGACUUCAUUCAUUCAGUGAAGACUUCGUUGCAGACAGAUAAAACGACUUUCACACCUGAAAUAAAAAACACCACAGUGACUCCAAGUGUAACCAAAGAUGUGGCAUUGGCAGCAGUUCUGGUUCCAGUGCUGGUGAUGGUCUUCACUACUCUGAUUCUUAUCUUAGUUUGUGCGUGGCAUUGGAGAAACCGCAAGAAAAAAACUGAGGGCACUUAUGAUCUACCUUACUGGGAUCGUGCAGGAUGGUGGAAAGGAAUGAAGCAGUUUUUCCCGACCAAAUCAGCAGAACAUGAAGAAACU
Messenger RNA from Cariama cristata (Red-legged seriema), 1704 nucleotides. It is a transcript of the gene DCBLD2, whose product is annotated as discoidin, CUB and LCCL domain containing 2. The record is from RefSeq and is a predicted model, not a curated record. Lineage: Eukaryota; Metazoa; Chordata; Aves; Cariamiformes; Cariamidae. The annotation marks the transcript as partial. The transcript has 14 exons.